AAUGAAGAAGUGGGAUGGGUCCAAAAUCGGAAAGAGAGAGAGAGAGAGAGAGAGAGAGAGAGAGAGAGAGAGUAUACAAAGAACGAUGAGAAGAUAGGGACAUAUUUGCUUCGGAAGCAAACAACUUUGCAAGCCAAUUCGCAGUUGUUAGCACCAUAAAUCUACAAUUUUAUUAUUUAUUAUUUAUAUAAUUGCAAGACAUGUGGCACCCUCUACUCAUUUGGAGGUUAUGAGAAGUUAUGAAAUUUGGAAAGGUGAUGGAGCACAUGGAGCAUGAAGUGAAGGUUGAAGGAAGUUAUGAAAGAUCAUGGAAGAUCAUAAAGUAUGAAAUGGAGGAGGUGGAAGAGUGGGUAGUUUUUCUGUAUCAUUGUUGUUUGUAAAAAAUUUGAUGAAAUUUUGAGUCUAUAACAUUACUCGUGUACUAAAUUAAUUAGGAAUGUGUGUACAUCUCAAGGGUAAAGAUGAUAUAUUGGGGUGUGUAUUGAUUAAACUUUAAAAUUGUUCAGGUGUCAAUUAAGUAAUGAUGUGUCUUGAGAUAAUUAAUGGGGUGUAAAUAGAAGUUCCCUUGUUCAUUGAAUUAACCGACUGACAGAAGGACUGAAUUGUUACAUUAUUUUCAAAUGUAUGAGUGCAUUGGUAUUUCAAUUAUUAAAGAGGGUGGAAGUGAUAUUGUAAGAAAAUAGAGGGGUAUGAGUGUAAUUUACCCUUAAUUGAUUGAUAAUAUUGGUAAGGAAAUAUCAGAACCUCAUAUCUUUAGAAAUGGAGAAUUUGACGAAUGAAGCUCUUGAAGCUCCUGGAGAUUUUAAAAACUUCCCUGCACUCAAUUGUAUCGAUCUUUCUAGCCAUGACAUUCAUGACUCUGUUUCUUUACUCAAACAGGCAUGUUUGGAUUCUGGGUUUUUCUAUGUGAUCAAUCAUGGAAUCAGCCAGGAAUUUAUGGAUGAGGUUUUUUACCAAAGAAAAAGUUUUUUUUGAUCUACCAGUAAGUGAGAAAAUGAAGGUUCUUAGGAACAAGAAACAUCGAAGUUACACUCCCCUUUUCGAUGAACAUUUGGAUCCUGUCAAUCAAAUACAUGGAGAUUAUAAGGAGGGACAUUACAUUGGAAUAGAAGUACCUGAAAACGAUCCUGACAUAGAAAAGCUAUUAUAUGGACCAAAUGUCUGGCCCCCUUCUGAUAUCUUGCCUAGAUGGAGGGAAACUAUGGAGAAAUAUCAUAGAGAGGCACUUGAGGUGGCAAAAGCAAUUUCAAGGAUCAUAGCUCUUGCACUUAACCUCGAGGUUGACUUUUUUGAUAGACAAGAAAUGCUUGGGAAGCCUAUUGCAAACUUGCGUCUGCUACACUAUGAAGGUGAAAAUUAAAUUGAAGAUCAUGGAAUUCUAAUGUAAUUGAUGUCACCUGUAU
Messenger RNA from Camellia sinensis, 1403 nucleotides. NCBI's taxonomy places the organism in Eukaryota, Viridiplantae, Streptophyta, Magnoliopsida, Ericales, Theaceae. The record is from RefSeq and is a predicted model, not a curated record.